UGGAACGCGCCAUUGACAUAAUUCCCGUCCAAACAAGUUUUUGCAUCGACUUCACUUUACUCGUUUACCUUUAUUUGUGUUGUUUGUGACUGAUAAUCACUGAGAACUAUUUCGCGAAUUUGGUAUGUAAUUUGAUCGGUGGCCUUGUAUUUCACAAAUACCAUGACCGACUCUGGAGUAGAUACCAGCAACGAGAGUAGUGAUAAUCCCUUAUUCGACAACUGUGUCUUGGAAUUCAGUCCACCAGCUAUACCCAUAAACGAAGCUGGUCAGCCUAUGCCUAUCGACUUUCUCGACGAGCCCCACGAUCACAUCGGAAAGAUUAAAUGUUCUACAAAAGCCAGGCACUGCAGACUAAAGUACCGUUAUGGUGGUGUAAUUUGCACCUCCAGGAACCAUAAACUUCGUCUCGCUGCAUCCACGAAUAAUACUGAACUUGUAGAGAAACUUUUGCUGUCAGGUGCAGAUCCAAACUCUUCAGAUGAGCACAAAAGAAGUCCUCUCCAUCUAGCAGCUUGUCGGGGAUACGUCGACGUCGUAAGAACGCUGUUGAGGCACGGAGCCAACCCAAACAUAAAGGACACUCUUGGCAAUACACCUUUACAUCUAGCUGCUUGUACCAACCACAUUCCUGUAGUUAUUGAACUGUUAGAUGCGGGAACAGAUGUUAGUUCACAUGACAAAAAUGGCAAGAAUCCAAUAGAGUUGGCUCAGAGUAAACUAAAACUGAUACAAAUGCGUCCGAGCGGUGCUGGCCACUUUGAGGAGACCAGGCAACUGAUUGGUGAAAUUUGUAUGGUUGUAGAAAUGAUGUUGAAAUAUAUGAAAAUGCAAAAAGCAGAUGCAGGAGAGCUAGAAUCAGUUCGGAAAAGACUGGAAGGUGUCAGUACCCGUGAACAAGUGGACUCAGAAGUACAAAACUUACUGGACAGUCUCGACUCAUUGAAACUGAGGUAAUUUAUUUAAUAUCAUAAGUAAUUUGAAGACUGUUAACAAAUGAUAAAACUGCCUAAGAAUAGGAGCUCACAAUUUAUUAGAUUAAGCAAUUUAAAGUACGAGAAUUUUUAUUGACUUUUUAAAUAAAUAUUUAAGGCAAAUUAUUUGCUUGUUGCCAUAAUAAGCAUUUUCGAUUUGUCUUUGCUAUUGUAAACUUUAUUAUUAAGAUUAAAAGCGAGGUUAAAUAGCUAUAUAAAUGUUGUUUGGUAUUUACAAGUAAUUUUUAUAGCAAUGAAUUCACACAAUUAA
This is a messenger RNA of Pectinophora gossypiella (pink bollworm), 1245 nucleotides long. RefSeq names its product ankyrin repeat domain-containing protein 54. Lineage: Eukaryota; Metazoa; Arthropoda; Insecta; Lepidoptera; Gelechiidae. The record is from RefSeq and is a predicted model, not a curated record. The coding region runs from base 163 to 957 and encodes 264 amino acids. The transcript has a single exon. Gene Ontology annotation, molecular function: protein binding.